CUUCCGUGUAGUAAGGUUAGCGCAGCAUUGCUCCUCUAAAGUUGACUGAACUCUAGCAACGUGCUGACUGCACCAGCGGGUGACUAGGGCGCUACCCGAAACUCCGCCGGAAAUCUCGGCUUGGAUAAAAUGUUGACCUCGACCCCGUAGCACCGCUACUCCUCUCAGGCCGCAAUCAGCUCAAGCGAUCCACCGCAGUACAAAAAAUGGUCAUCAAAGCAAAUCUACGCCAUUGGAUGCCAAAGCCAGUGCCCAAGUAUCCACUGGAUGCCAAAGCUGCAACGACUUGAGCCGGGGCGCAAUUUCGUUUUUCUAUGUAUCAACAUGAUAUCUAUAAAACGAGCUCCUAAUCCCCAACAAACAUCGAAUGGCCUGUGCUGAAAAUUGCGUGAAAAAUGAAAAUGAUGGUGAAACGUGCACUAUUCCAAUGUUGCAUUACAUGUUGAAAAAGUUUGAUCCAGGAAUCAAAUUUGAAGCGACAUUCUUCUGCACCGACCGCAGGCAAGCAAUAUUCCUAGUAUUGUCUUCCUCUACGAAAUAAACCAUUGUGCAGUGCGACACACAAUUUGAUUGUGGUGAAAAAUGCUCCAAUUUCCAUUCAUAAUAAACUCCUCUUCAUCAUUAUUAAUGCAUAAAAAUAUCAACAGUAACAAUUUAUGUGAGCCUGCUGAUGAAGUUGUGUUGGUCGGAUCACCCAAGUAUCAACUAUGGCCACUGUCAACUGUAGCGCUAAAAAUCCUCUUCCCUUUCAACUAAACUCAAAUUCUAGUGAAGAUUGCUCGCCAUCUUUUACGGUUGAAACUUUUGUAAGUGCACCUCGCAAACAAACUUAUUUACUAUGGCACUGGGACCGAAAUAGUGGCCGCAGUUCUCAGUGUUCUGUCCACGGCAAUUAUAAUUCAAUCAACAUGAAAAUAAAUUUCCAGCCUGAAUCCAACGCCUGUGAUGAUCCAGUCAGUGUAACUCGAGAAGUUUCCCACAAAAAAUUACAUGACACCCCUGUUUCUAAAACAUAUUCAUUAACGCUUCACGUCUUUUUAAUUAAGAUUUUUAUUCAUCGCCAUGUAAGGGAUUUUCUUGUCAGAUCCAAAAUUAAUUUUAUUCUUCUAGGUUUAGUGUCACGUUUUCUCUCGUUUAGAAAAAUGAGCAAAAUAUACAUAUUAUUCAUACUGAUGUUACUGGCAUGUGGAAGCAAUCCUACUCUUGGUAACGUGACCAGGUCGUGUCCCUCCAACUGUUCCUGCUCUGCCGUUCCUACACCCACUCUAGCUUCUGAAAAAUGGGCAUCACUUAUGCCAUCCGCUUUCUUGCUCCAUCCAAAACUCUUCCAGAACUUUUCCAACACACUGGAACCAUCCAAGCCGCUCCAAGAGUCGACUACUUCUGAGCAUGCCAGUCAAGCAACGCAACAUAAACGCUCUCUGACAAUUAGACGUCGCCGGGAACUUCGACGUGUUGGGUACACCCAGCGAGGUCCACCAAUACAGGAGAACAUAAUUGACCUCAGUCCGUCCUUUCCAGCUGAACCUAGUGGAGGAAAUAGCAUCCACUCACUUGCUACCUCAAACUUUGAUUCCGUCCACAAGCGCUUACAGGAAAACAGACGGCAACGCAUCUCAUCUGGAGCCUCUGAAGGCCAACCCGUGUACGAUUAUCUCGAUUCUGACUCGAAUAUUGUACCUGAGGUAAUCAGCGAACAGAUUCCUGAUCUCUAUGAGGGCUCAGUAUACCCUUCUAUGAAAUUAAAUGAAGAUUUUCAGUGGACGGAUGAGGCUGAAAUCGGAGUCACUUACUCUAACCAGAGCAGCGGGGAAGAUGACCUGCAGUUGCCUAUUGCUAUGGUCUGCGAGGCGGGAAGUUACUUCGCGGUUCCCUUGGGAGACGAGCAUUUCGUGCACUCCAUGGUCGUCAGCUUAGAUCUGAGCUUCAACAACAUCACCAACCUGACCAGCUCCUCUCUUGCCGAGUACAGCGCACUCCGCUACCUGUCCGUGAGACAUAAUGGCCUCGCCCACGUCGGGGAUUUGGCUUUUGAAGCCCAGCCUGACCUCGAUACUUUGGAUUUGUCGCAGAACUUGCUGAGCUCCGUGCCGCCCGCUGUGCGACGCUGUCCCCAGCUGCGCCUCCUGCUGCUUGCAGAGAACGAGAUCAGGUUCUUAUCUGAGACAGCGCUGCAGGGGCUGCGCGCUCUGCAGUGGGUCGACCUGAGGAGCAACCCGCUGCUGACGGUGCACCACCGCGCCUUCAGCGACCUGCCUGUCCUCAACAAGCUCAUCCUGAAGGAGACCCGCGAGCUCACCCGCCUGCCUGAGGUGAACAGCGAGCGUCUCGAGGUCCUGGGCGUUGACCGUGCCGCUCUUAUGACCGUACCUGACGGCCUGUGUCGCCGCCAUCCCAGCCUGCGCAGCCUCAACCUGCACCUGAACGCUCUGAAGGAACUGCCCGAUCUCUCCCAAUGUCACCGGCUCAAGCUGCUGGACUUGAGCAACAACGGCAUCGAAGAGUUGCACGAAGGCGCUUUUCGAGACACGGAGGAGCUACAAGAUUUGCUGCUGCAGCACAACCGCAUCACAGCCCUCCCGCCCCUAGCCUUCGCCGGCCUGCAGCAGCUGCAAGUUCUGAACCUCGAAUACAAUCACAUCAGCUAUCUUCAUCCGGAUGCGUUCCUGCCCCUGAAGAAACUUGAAGAUUUGAAUUUGGGCAACAACGUGUUCCCCGAGCUGCCUAACCGUGGACUGGAGCACGUACUGCACCUCAAAGUCCACAACAACCGCCACCUGCGGCAAUUCCCAGACCCCCAGUCGUUCCCAUCCGUCGUCAGCCUCGUGCUGUCGUAUGCAUAUCACUGUUGCCCCUUCCUCAACAUGGACGUUGCCCUAGACAACGGUCGUCCCGGAACAGAUAGUUUGUCCAGAUCCAAGCCUCCGCCCCGCAUCCACGAAGACGUCGUCUUCAACCUGGAAGGACUUCAGCGCCAUGACCCAAGACUCUGGAACCACUCUCACCCCGGCUGGCCUUAUUACCCAGUCCACCCGAGCUUCAACUUUACUGCUCUCUGGGUUAACUUGGCUGGUCGCUACCCCUCAGCAACCACCACCAUCUCUGCCACUUCCAACACAACCAAGGCGCCUCCACCUCCCAUCAUCGGCCACUCCUUGCGUUCCACUGCACCACACCCACCGUCUUCUACUCCGACGACCGCGGAUGAUCACGACCAUCACAGAGACUGGAUGCAGCUUGAAGGCGCCGACUCCAAUUUGGAUGACGAAGAGCUGCACAAUCAGCACGCAAUCCAGUGUAUCCCUCAGCCUGGCCCAUUCAUGCCGUGCCGGGACCUGUUCGACUGGUGGACGCUGCGGUGCGGCGUCUGGCUGGUCUUCUUGCUCGCGCUCAUGGGCAACGGCGUGGUGGUCGUGGUGCUCAUUGCUGCCUACGCCAAGAUGGACGUGCCAAGGUUCCUAGUGACCAACCUCGCCAUGGCUGACUUCCUUAUGGGUGUUUACUUAGGAUUCUUAGCGGUAGUGGAUGCGUCGACACUCGGCGAGUUCCGGAUGUACGCCAUCCCUUGGCAAAUGUCAGCGGGUUGCCAACUGGCGGGUUUUCUGGGAGUUUUGAGCUCCGAGCUUUCGGUAUACACGCUCACUGUGAUCACCCUUGAGAGGAAUUAUGCCAUCAUUCAUGCCAUGAACCUCAAUAAGCGGCUUUCCCUGCGCCACGCUGCCUAUAUCAUGGCCAUCGGUUGGAUGUUCGCCCUCACCAUGGCUGUUCUGCCACUUACUGGUGUAUCCGACUACCGAAAAUUUGCAGUGUGUCUCCCAUUCGAGACCGACGGUGCUGGAUUGGGUUACGUUGUCUUCUUGAUGGUCAUCAAUGGAGUAGCGUUCAUGAUUUUGAUGGGCUGCUAUUUGAAAAUUUAUUGUGCCAUCAGAGGCUCACAGGCAUGGAACAGCAACGAUUCUCGUAUCGCCAAGCGAAUGGCGCUGCUAGUUUUUACAGACUUUAUAUGCUGGGCUCCAAUUGCUUUCUUUUCGCUUUCAGCCGCUUACGGCUUGCAACUCAUUUCCUUAGAAGAGGCAAAAGUUUUCACGGUGUUUAUUCUCCCUUUAAAUUCGUGCUGCAAUCCUUUCUUAUACGCACUGCUUACUAAACAGUUCAAAAAAGAUUGCGUUAUGCUAUGUAAAGCUAUUGAAGAAUCACGCGUCACAAGAGGAAUCGGUCGGUGUCGUCACUCAUCGAACUUUAGUAAUCGCCAAACCCCCGUAAAUACUAACAGCGCCUUGGACUCGAAAUCUCGUGAAGCCUGCAGUUGUGGUAUCGUUGAUAAAAAAAGAUCACGGCCGUGCCAAGUAGUUGAUUUCAUUUGUUGCCACAAGACUCGCCUGUCUGCAGGAACAUAUUCAAAAGGCCAUCGGAGGAAUCUUUCUCCCAAGAAAGAAGUGGGCCGGAGUACCACUUCUGCAGCAAGUUGGAACUGGAGGGGCACUUGGAGAGCGACUCAGAAACCAGGACCUUUGCGCCUUUUGGACAUACGUAAGCCAGCUUCGCUCGAUCUCACACGGAAAUCCUCACAGGAAAGUAGCUUGUCUUCUUCCAGACAUGAUUCGUCAACUGCGUCAACGGCCACGUGGCGUGUUUCUAGGUCAUCUGUUUCGUCGGACGCUUCGAAAACAGACUCGUCGAGUCGGACUGGCUCUCAACGCGAAGACUCGCGAACUGGGAGCGUGACGCGCCACCCUGGUCGAGGUGGAAGCAAGCCUCGACUUCAACGACAAAGGGCAAUUGAAAAAGAUGCCCAAGGAACAUCUAGACUUAAUUGUCCCGUUCAUCCCCGUGAAGAACUAUCUUGCGUGUAUGAGCAAGCAAGUAUAGAAGAGGCUGCUGAGAUCAAAGUGAUUCCAAGUCCAAGGUUCAGUCAUCGAAGGUCGUUGUCCGAUGGUCUUUUGUUUUGCACCAUAGCUGCCACGCAACCCAUUAGCGGAGUGCAGUCCAACCCGGUUGCGCUGUUCGCGAUUUCCCCGACUGUAUUACCCAUGACGCCAGAGAUCGUCUCACAGGAUUCCAUUUCGCAUGAAAGUGAAAGUGAGAAACCUGGAUUGCUCGAAACUCAUUUCCCACUGGAUAAUGACGACCAAGAUGAAAGUGCACCCAAAGAAGCUAGUCCUCUAAUUUAAAGACUAUGAAGACAUGUGUGUUACGAUCAUAAUAGAAAAAAUGCUUCCUGAUCGUGCCUGAUGAAUUCAGCCCCUGCGAUUCUUUAUAUUUCUCUCAAAGUUCCAUUGUGCAUUGUACAUUAGUUUUAAAAAUUGUAGGAUUGGUAUUCAUAAAAUGUAUCGUUGAAAUGCCUGUGUGGUGUCCUUAAUUACUGGCGUUUCGCUUCUCUCCUGUGUGUGUCGUAAGUUGGGAGACACUCCUUCAUGGAGUUUGAUGCAUUAAACUAUGACAUCGAAACCAACAAUAGUUAUGUGCCCAAAAACUAUACAGCAAUAACCUGCUGCAAUUUAGAAUUAUUCAUCCACCAGGGAAUACCGGGAUUCUGUAGCAGCCUAAAACAUGGUCUGAUACUGCAUAUUAAGAAUUAAUGGGAAAUUAAUACAGGGCUACUCUAACUGGUAGACCCAAUUUGAUAAAUUCGGGAUUUAAUUCAAAAUGAAUAGUUUAUUCACUAAUGAAAGAGAAAGAUUCGAUGUUUUUUACAUAUUUAUAAAUGUUCAAUAUAUCCCCAUUGGCAUCUUGAUGUCCGAAACUUUUUGAAUCGGUCACUGCCAGAGCUUUUGCAGAACGCACAGGAAAUGAAGAUCAGGCUUUACACUUCUGGCCACUGAGAUCACCUGAUCUCACCCCAUGUGACCAUUUCUCAUGGGGUUACGUGAAGGAAGCUGUUUACGUCCCGCGUCUACCAGCAACUCUGUUUACGU
Molecule: messenger RNA, 5915 nt
Organism: Hyalella azteca
Lineage: Eukaryota; Metazoa; Arthropoda; Malacostraca; Amphipoda; Hyalellidae
Product: leucine-rich repeat-containing G-protein coupled receptor 4
Exons: 15
Coding region: 708-5171 (1487 amino acids)
Biological process (GO): G protein-coupled receptor signaling pathway
Cellular component (GO): membrane
Molecular function (GO): protein binding; G protein-coupled receptor activity; protein-hormone receptor activity
Source: RefSeq, a predicted model, not a curated record